CUGGCAGCGGAGCUUUGAAUAGGGAAGUUUUGCAGGGGUUACGCUUGCAGUCAGUCCGCUGUUUGCAAAUAUUGCGUGGGCUCGGCGCGCUGCGGGCUGCGGGAGGGUCCGGACCUGGCGUCCGAUUGCAGCGCCAUCCAGUUUGCAUGAAACUUUCACCUGCGCUCCCGGGGACAGUUUCGGCUCCGACUCCUGAUCGCUCACCUCCCUGUUUUCCCGACAGCGGGGACUGUCUUUUCCAACCCGACAUGGAUGUGCUCCCAAUGUGUAGCAUCUUCCAGGAACUACAGAUUGUGCACGAAACGGGCUACUUCUCGGCUCUGCCGUCCCUGGAGGAAUAUUGGCAACAGACCUGCCUGGAGUUGGAACGCUAUCUUCAGAGUGAGCCCUGCUACGUGUCAGCCUCUGAGAUAAAAUUUGACAGCCAAGAAGAUCUGUGGACCAAAAUCAUUUUGGCUCGAGAGAAGAAGGAAGAAUCAGAACUGAAGAUUUCUUCUAGUCCCUCAGAAGACUCUCUGAUCAGCCCAAGCUUUAAUUAUAACUUAGAGACCAACAGCCUGAACUCUGAUGUCAGCAGCGAGUCUUCAGAUAGCUCUGAGGAACUUUCGCCCACGACCAAAUUUACCUCUGAUCCCAUCAGUGAAGUCUUAGUCAAUUCAGGAAAUAUGAGCUCCUCUGUCAUUUCCACACCUCCUUCUUCUCCAGAAGUGAACAGGGAAUCUUCUCAGCUAUGGGGCUGUGGGCCAGGAGACCUGCCCUCGCCACGGAAGGUUCACAGCGGGACUUCAGGGAAGUCUGGUGAUAAGGGUAGCGGCGAUGCCUCCCCAGAUGGCAGAAGGAGGGUACAUCGAUGCCACUUUAACGGCUGCAGGAAAGUUUACACUAAAAGCUCCCACUUGAAAGCACAUCAACGUACUCACACAGGAGAAAAGCCUUACAGAUGCUCAUGGGAAGGUUGCGAGUGGCGUUUUGCAAGAAGUGAUGAGUUAACCAGACACUUCCGAAAGCAUACCGGUGCCAAGCCUUUUAAAUGCUCUCACUGUGACAGGUGUUUCUCCAGGUCCGACCACCUGGCCCUGCACAUGAAGAGGCACCUCUGAGGGAGCAGAGGGAGCAGUCCUGUAGGCUAAAAGAGGCUUCCAGGCUGAGAGGCGGCCAUGGAAGGAGGGAUGCCUGUACCAGCCAAAGCAUGCCAUUUUGCUUCCUACCCAGUUACCUCCAGGGGCCUCUCUUUGGAAGGUCUUUUGAGGGCUACAAAAGUCAUGUCAGAAGCGGCAUAGCACCCACGGUGCAUGGUGUUUGGGUGACCCCGGACUCACCACUGGUUCCUAACCUUCUGAGAGGCUCCUGAGCCUUUUGCCGUGAGCAUGCGCACUGAGAAUGUUAAUGGGUGGGAGGACUGUAUGUUGAGGAUCUAUUACUGACUGUAUGGUGAGGCAGACUUUUUUUUUCCCCCUUGUGGUAGCAAAUAACUGCAAGAGACAAAAAAAAGCAGUUUGAAUGUUUUGUGUGUGAGGAGUAUACGGAGGGAUGAAUUGACCACCAAUCAUUUCCUGAAGGGUGUCUGCACCUUAAAAAAAAAAAAAAAAAAAAAUUAAAAAAAAAAUUUAAAAAAUUAAAAAAAAAAAAACAAAAAACAAAAAGAUGAAAAAACUUGGAGGGUGGGAGUGGGAACUCAGGACCCCGUAGUGGUGAGUGUUACGGCCAGGGGGAACCCCUGUCCCCCUUUCCUGUAUGAAAGGACUUUCUGGUGUCUGGUGCAGCUAUAGAAUGUGCAGUGUGUCAAGUAGCUUGUCUUACUGGCUACACGGAGCUCAUUUGUAACCCAUUGUAUAAGCUGUAUUUACAAAUAACAGUGGUCAUUUUCCCUUAUAAUACAAAAAAAAAAAAAAAAAAAAAAAGUCGUGCAUGGUCUGGGGGAGCUAUAAACUUUAACAAUUUUUAAAUAGGGUCUCCAAUCUUGAUUCCAAUUAAUAAGCAGCUAUAAGACUGAAUUUGUUUAGAAUAAUGAUUCCUUAAGCCAUUUAGGCCUGGCAAGACAAGACCCCCCGCCCCCCAGAUCCUUCUAUUUCGUAACACUCCCCGUGCAAAAUGAUAUUGUGCAGUGUAGGCUUGUGUUUUCAAUGACUCGGAAUUUGAAUUUGCUUUUUGGAGAAUCUUAAGGUGCCCUUUUAAAGAAAUUGGACACAUGUCAAAUGUCUAAGUGCUGGGGCCUGGAAAUUACUGGUCUAAUGUCACAUUAGGCUAAGAACAUAAACUUUUUUUCUCAGUCAGGUGGAUCAAACCACUAAGCUUAGAAACCGUUUUUCUCAUGCAGCUACGUCUCUCUUAUUUAUGCCUUGAGGACUAUUUCUGGUUUUCUAGCUGUUAAUGCACUGUUGACCUUCAUAAUGGUGCCUUAUGCAACUGGCCCUUCUGUGGGGUCAAAUACAGGGGUAUGGGUGAUGCAUGCUUAAUUAAGGCUCUUUUUUCACCUGGCAUUGUACUGUAUCAGUGUAUAAUACGGAAAACAAAACAAAACAAAAACAACAACAACAAAAACCACCUCUUUAAGAUCCUCCACUAUGACAAAUAGGUGACAACUCCUUUGACAUGUCAACAUGUGUUCAUUUCCAACAAACUUGACUGUCAGUGUUAAAAUGGGGAAAAAUAGACAUGUUAAUUGAAAACUAAUUCUGUGACCAUGAGACUCUUUUAAGAGACCUUGCACAAUUGUACAGAUCACACACACCGGCUGUAUUUAUUAUGUAACAUUUUCACACAUAUUAAAGAUACAGAAUUAUUAAAAAAAAUGUCAAUAUCUUGCUCAAAAGGCACAAGUUUUGGGUACCUGUCUAGCUAUCUGUUGGUAAUACUGAAAGUAUACUGCUUUUUUUUUUAAAAGUGGAUGAAAUUUCUUGUGUAUGUAUAUUUGUGUGUAUAGUAUGUGUAUGUAUGUGUGUAUAUAUAUAUUAUAUAUAGAUAAUAUAUAAAUAUUUUUUUAAGAAGAAACUAGAAUGUUUAGCUAGAAAAUUCUGCAGCCUGUGAAGAAGUAUUUCAAAAUGGCCAUAAAGGAGGUUAAAAGAAAUUUAAAACUAUAACCUAACUUUUAUAGAGGCUUUAUCUUUAAUUUAAUAAUUUGCUGAAGACAUUUUCGGCGUUGAGUCUAUUCCACCCUGCUGAUUUUGCUAGUCAUUAUUGGCAAGUCUGGAAUAGGGUACCUUUGGCCAUUCAAAAGGGGCAUGAACAAAAUACUGGCCAACCAGCUGGACUCAGACACACAAAGGUUUUGAUUUUACUUUCAGCCUUACUAGAAGAUCUAACCUAAGAGUAAGCUGAUCACAGGGAUUGUUUUUUAGAAUACUUUUUAUGCAGAUGAAACUAUUUUUUCCAGCAUGUAGAUUCUCCCAGCUUUUUCAAGGAGUACUUUCCCGGAAUUUGGCAUACCACAGCAUAGACAGCUGAUAUUUCUGAUAUUUCAUCCAGCUGCUGGCUUUUUGGGUGUGGAUCUUUACAUAUAUAUAUAUAUAUAUAUAUAUAUAUAUAUGAGAAUGAGUCUUGCUGGGCUGGUAUUUUGUUUGAUCUUCCUGGAAAUGAGCAAUGAUUAAAGCUCAUGUAACUGUUAUUUUUUGUUUUUGUUUUGUUUUUGUAUCUGGGCUGAUGAAUACAUUUCUCUACAGUACUGAUUUCAUUUUGCUUAAGGGGAAAAUGCACUUUUGUUUGGCAAUUCGAAAUCCAAGCACUUGAUUUGCUGGGUUUUGGAAAACUCCUUUUUUGGCCCUGCUGUGUGCUUAUCCAUAACAAUUCCAUUAAGUAAGAAGGUAAACAGAAGAGAAAAAACUUGUGCUGGCUCGUCUCACUUAUGAAACACCGUAGCUGUUGUUUGACUGGGUGGGGCCGGCUGCCGUAUGUGUCAAUGCCUGUAAUUUUCAUAAUACGCAAGUACAUUCUGUUCAGGUGAUAACUGAGCCUCAAUCAAGCAGAAACUUUUGCUUGAAAUUAAAAAAAAAAAUUUCUAUUAGUGAAAUUUCUUUAUUUCUUUUUUUUUGAAGCACCCUGUUAUCUAAAGAAUCUUUGUAAGAUUUUUGUAAACUUUUGUUUUACAAGAUUUUAUUUGAAAUUGUUUUUUGCGAGAUUGUUAUAUUUCUGUAUGAAUGUAUUUUUUAUUCAAAUAACAUAAAAAGAAUUCUUAUCAGCA
Molecule: messenger RNA, 4177 nt
Organism: Meriones unguiculatus (Mongolian gerbil)
Lineage: Eukaryota; Metazoa; Chordata; Mammalia; Rodentia; Muridae
Gene: Klf6
Product: KLF transcription factor 6
Exons: 4
Coding region: 147-1100 (317 amino acids)
Biological process (GO): regulation of transcription by RNA polymerase II
Molecular function (GO): RNA polymerase II cis-regulatory region sequence-specific DNA binding; DNA-binding transcription factor activity, RNA polymerase II-specific
Source: RefSeq, a predicted model, not a curated record